Pelodiscus sinensis (Chinese soft-shelled turtle) is the source of this 810-nucleotide messenger RNA. The record is from RefSeq and is a predicted model, not a curated record. Lineage: Eukaryota; Metazoa; Chordata; Testudines; Trionychidae.
UCACUCGCUGCCGAACGUUCGUUUCACUGGUUCGGGGUCUCCCAGGCGGCCGCCAGCUGCUGCGCUAUGAAGUGCGGGGGGCCCAGGGGCACCCAGGCGGCCACCCCGGAGACGCAGCAGAUUGUGGAUGAGGUGAAGCUUCAGGUGGAAGAAAAAGAAGGGAAGAAAUUUGAGGUCUUUAAUGCUGUGGAAUUUAAAACACAGCUGGUUGCUGGAAUAAACUACUUCAUCAAGGUCCAUGUUGGCAAUGAGGAGUUCUUGCACUUGCGGGUGUUCAAAAGCCUUCCUCACGAGAACAAACCACUGAGCCUCGCCAGCUAUCAGAGCAGCAAGACGACGCAUGAUGAGCUGGCUUACUUCUAGGGGGCUCUUUGAAAGAGCCCCUCUCAUGCUUAUAGGAUGCAAAGUGUUUUUAUACCGAUGAAAAUGUACUUAAAAAUCUUGUCUGACAAAUUUUCUACAGCUUUCUUCCUUCCUCGCCAUCCCUAACUCUCCUCUCAUACUCGUGUAAAACAGAUGUAGUUCCAUUGAAAUCAGUAGAGUUAUGCUGGUGUAAAUUCCAUAUAAGUGACUGGAGAAGUGAGCGAAAGAGGAAGGGAGUGUAACCAGUACAGCUGUGACGUGGGGCAGAAUAUGAAUUAGAAUUUCUCCUAACCCUAUGACAGAAACGGGAUGUUCCUCAGUAAAUCACAUUUGUUCUCUGCAUAUUGUUGUUAGAGAGCUAAGGAUGGAGGUUUACAACACCAGAGCAAACUUGAAAAAGUAAAAAGAAAUAGGAUCACAGUAAUUUGAAAUAGAAACUCUUCCUAG